CUCCACUAACCACGUGUACACAUACAAACAUGAGUAGACAAACAAUCGCCCUCAUCUCUCAUCUUGUAAUAAUGUCUUUUAAUAUUUUGGAGCUGUAAUCAAGCUACGGUGAAUCUUCCCUGAGCUGAAGCUCGAGGGUAAGAGGAUUUUCCUUGUAGUAUCACAGCUGUAGUUUCUGAGUUUUAACAGCUAAGAGUUUAGCUGUUUUUUAGGCUCCUUUAAUUCUAGUUUUAACUGUGGAGAAAUUAUCUGACACUGUUACUCACAGAAACCUCUCUGAAGUCUCAAAAGUAUCACAAUGAAGAUUUCAACAUGAUCUAAAGGAGCCAAUGUUUAUUAAUGUUAAAUAAAUUCUCUUUAACUCCACCAGGCUGAAAAAAGGACUGUUUGAUUGUAUUAAAGAUGUAUUUACCACAGAUUAACAGACAUUAAAGUGACAUUACUCUGUAUUUCAACACAGCAGAGUUAAAAAGUGAAGAGAAGCAGGUCUCAAGUGGCAGAUUUAUCAUUUUUAAUGUUACCGUUUUGCAUUUAAUGAAGUAAUACAAACAAAAAUACCAGAAACAAAAUUGCUUAACUUGAAUGAACUUUAUUUAAAUAAUACAGACCCAAAUAAUUUUGGUACAGUACAGGAAAAAUAAAUCAAAGUUCUAUCUAAAUGCAUUAAUACUAGUCUUAUAUUAAUGUUGAUAUGAUCUAGUGACUUGCUUUACAUGUUUAUUAAAUAAUAAAUGAAAUAGAACAAUACAAAGUUGAGUGAUACAUUUGAUAAAAUAUGUAAAUAUAAAUAAUCCAUUCAAUAGAUAAGAAAUUGUAAAAAAACUCAGCAAUUAUCUAAAAAAAAAACAUCUGUUAGCCUGAUUAUUUAGCUGACCAAAUAACAAAAUUAUGGUACAGAACCUUUUUUCAAGAAUAUGCUUUGUUCUGUUUGAAAAGCAGCAUUUACAGGAAUAUCAACAUUCAACAGAACUGAAACAAGACUGCACAUGAUAGGAGAUUAAAAAUGUCUGUAGUGAUGAGUUUAAAUAGAUGUCAGGUAUGCUUCACCUUAAAAAUGACAAAUUUCUCUUGUUCUUUCAGGACUCUACACCGGACCGUCCCUGGAGUUGAAUGGACCACCAUCUUCAUGUGGCGGCCUUCCUCCCUAAGUGACCUGCCCAGGUAGAGGCGCUCAGCUUCUCCUGUGAUGCUGUUCAGAGUCUGAUUAUCAGUCCACCUUUUCACUGACUGAUCUGAGACUGAGAGUGAAGCUUUGGAGAUAAAUGGAGACUCCUCUGUAGGUGGAACUACCUCUUUAAUAAAGAGGAGUCUUCCUUUAUCUCCACAGCUUCACUCUCAGUCUCUGAUCAGUCAGUGAAAAGAUAUGGGGAGAGAUUUGUCUCAGAAUUAUGCACAAAUACAAAUCCACAAUUUCCACAUGUGAUUAUCAGAUCCACAAAUAUAUUUUCAUGAAUUUCACAUUAGUUUUUUAACUGAGUGUGUGUGUGUAUUUAUCAUGACUUAUCAUUUGUAAAUCUUCGAUUCUGCUUGUGAAUUUUUUAAAAAAUGUUUUUGUGGAUAAACCUGCACAUGCGUUUAUUUUUGAGACAAACAUACUGUAUUACACAAGAUAUGGACACACACAAGUUGAGGAUAUUCACGUGUGGAGAACACUGCCUCUCCCAUCCACUUGGCGGCAGUGUUGCUCCCUCUGUUGAGAGCAUAGACUGUGAAGAAGAUGAUUGACAGCUAUCCACCUCAGAAGUGGGGAGAAGUUUUUCAGCUUCUAUAGUGGAUAGCUGUCAGUCAUCUUCUUUACAGUGUAUGCCCUGAGCAGAGAGACAGAGCGCUGUCAAAAUUCUCAGCAAUAAAUAUCAUGACUAAAAUUGUGAGUUACAAGAACAACUGCUAAAAAAAACUGUGAAUUAAAGAAAUAUUUUAAUUUAGAUGUCACAAUUCUAAUCUAAUGUGGAUAUUAAUUUCUGUCAACAGCCAGUGACUCAACUUUUAAAAGAUUGUGCAUAAGUGUUUGGUUCCCUGUAUUUGUAGUGUUUCCUUUAAGUGUAAUGCAUAUAAAGACUUGUACUAAAUCAUGAAAGAAUCACAUUAAACACUGGCGUUGAAAGUCCCACAUUUUAUUGAUGUAAUAGACACAAGAGUAAUAACACCAAACACAGCUGAAGGUUUCAUUAUUCAUUUACUCAUAGAUAUUUGAGACUUAAAUCAGCUUAUUUGACAGUCAUGCAAAAAUUUGUGCAAACAGAUCUUGAGCACAAAUUCACUAAAACUUUUCACUUAUUUUUGUUUUUACUGUUUCAAAAGACAUCACAGUAAAAAAUAACUCACUGAUCAGUGAAGAAGCCUGAGAGGUUCUCUGAGCUCUCAGCACAGUCCAGUUUGACAUCCUCAGCGCAGAUUUUUGUCUUUUGUUGGGUUAAAUGUGACCAACUAGUAGUCUCUCUUCUUUUCCUUCAGGACCAACUGUGGGGUUUUUCCUUUUGUGAAUUAUUUUCUUUGUUCAUACUAAGCAUUGGGGGGAGUCUAGGUAUGUGGUUUAUUUAGUUGGCGUACAGUUUAGUUAAGUUAGGUACAGGCAAUGAAGUUAAGAGUUUUAUUUGAUUUCUUUGAUACAAGAGAGAUCUUGAGCUCCUCUUUUAAUGAACAUGCUACACUCUCUGAUAGGUGGGUUGGAGAUUGAGCUACCUAUAAAAGGAGAGGUGAAUUGUUACCAAGGGAGGAAGAUAUGCCCUUUUGUAAUCUCAUUCGAGAAUCAUUUUGUUUGAUCUUGGGAAAAGUUUGUAGUUUUUAAUAGAACCUAUAUACGUGGACUUGACUGUAAUUGAAAAUAUUCACCUCUGGGAAAACAUCAGUCUGUCGAGUUGCCUUUAACUACUUUACAAAGACCCUAAAGAGCUGAGCCAAUAACACAACCACCAGAGGGGGGGACCCACAAGUUUGUAAAUAAAAAACACACAAACACACUGUGACUCUGUGUUGCGUUAUUUUAAUCAGAUCCAACUUGAGUUGAAAUUUAAAAUCUAGUGUCUGGAGAGCAGAGUGAAAUAUGAAAAAAAAUUCUCCUGUGUGUCCAUGUGGCUCAGAGGAUAAGAAGACUGGCUGAGGUACUGGGUUCAAACUUAUCCAGGGCGAGUUGAAAUAUAAAGUCUAGUGUCUAGAGAGGAGAGUGAAAAAGGAAAAAACAAAAUCCCCCUGUGUGUCCACGUGGCUUAGAAGAUAAGAAGACCGAAUGGGACUGCUGUGGUCAUGGGUUCGAGCCUUAUCCAGGACGAGGUCAAUUUUUAAGUCCAGGAACCAAAGUACCAAGGUAAAACGGUGCAGAGCUCAUCCCCGAGUGUGGAUGGUAUGGUGUGGUGAAUCAGGUUUAGUUUAAUCUAUGAUAUAUGAUAUAGAUGACUAUAAUAUAAUAAUAUAACCUAGUCUAAUAUAAUAUUAUCAUUAAUUUAUAUUAUCGAUUUUUUUUAAUUAAUGAUAUAAUAAUAUCUAAUAAUCUAUAUAGAUGACUAUAUUUUAGUCAUGACUAUAUUAUAUACAUAUAUAUUAUAGAUGACUAUAGCAUAUUAUAGUCAUAUUAUAGUAUAUUUUAGUCCAUAGAUGAUAUAAUAUAGAUAUGAUGUAUAUUCAUCAUUAUGUCAACAUUUAUGCAACCAAUAAUAAUAAUAAAAAAGUGCUAACUUAUUUUUGACUAUAGAAGAUGCAAUUAAUGGAUGGUUGUUAACAUUUCCAUUAGUUAUGAAUGAUGAAAUUGACAGACUCCCUACAAAGAAUAAAGGAGCAGUGAGCUAGAUAAUGUAUGUAAAAGAUUAACUUAAUUAACAUAUGGAGGCAUAAACAUCCAAGUGAUGAAGUGUAUACAUGGAGUAACACAGAUAAAUCAUUACAGUCUCUUACUGACUUCUGGCUUGUCACAUCUAGCACAACUGAUAAUGUGGAGAGAACAGAUAUUGAGCCCACCAUUUUCACGAACCACAAAGAUAUUUCAAUUAGGAUGAACUUGUUAAAAAGACCAAAAAUUAACACAGACUACUGGAAAUUAAAUAAACACUAAUUCAAGAUCAUGACUUUCAAGACCAAAUAAGAAAGCUGAUUGAGAAGUACUGGAGGCAAGUAGUGACUACCAACCUGUACAGAGAGUCCUAGGAGUUAUUAAAAUAUGAAAUCAGAUCGGCUAUAGAAUUGGGUAAAAAAAAAUGUCUAAAAAAACAAGAGAAAAAGAACUCCAAACUGUUACAAAAAUUAUGAACUUAACUGAAAAAGAAAACCCGUCUGAGGAUGAUGCCAGAGAACUUGUAUUUAAUUUAUGUAGAAAAGACUAGAGGUGCUUUCAUUAGAUCCAGAAGGAAAUGGCUAGAGCAAGGUGAGAAGUGCUCUGAGUAUUUCUUUAACCUUGAAAAAAAAUGCAGAAAUGUCUUCUGUGAGCAAACUUAAAAUUAAUGGUACGAUUUGUGAAGAUGAAUCAAUAAUCUCUAACUAUGUAGCUAACUUUUAUGAAAAACUGCACUCCAGGCAAACUCUGAUGAAAAGCAAAUGGAUGUGUACUAUAAGAGUAUAAAUCACAACAUUAAAAAAAUGACAACACUCUUAAGGACUUGUGUGACCAAAAAAUCUCUAAUUAUGAAAUACUUAAAGCUGCAGUUUCACUAAAAGAUAAUACAUCUCCUGGAAAUGACAGCAUUACUGGUGAAUUCUACAAAAACUUUAGGGAUGCCCUCACACUGUUUCUUGCAUGUAUUUUUGAAGAAUCGGUCACCAAAGCAGAUUCACACCUUCCAUGCAGCAAGGACUUAAAAAAUUAAAAUAAAACUUAGAAAACUUUUUCCAGCAUCAUCAGAGAGGCUUUCAGUCUAUCUAGUCACUAGAUAGAUUCUAGAUUCUAGUGGAUAGAGCAAGGACUUGUUUUGUCUUUCUAGAGGCAUGGUGUGUGCAAAUUACACAUUAUCGAUAACCCAAAUAAUAAAAAUUCAUACUAUACAGCUUUAUAUGGAUACAUUAAUCUAACGUAACCAUAGACUGUAUAUACUAUGUACAACUUGGUUCCACCUUCCACCAGUAUACGGAUUUGAAGACAAAAAGCUCUCAGUAAUUUUGCCUUUUAUCUCCAUUUUCUGAAACCAACAUUGCGCAGUAGCGUUGUGCGCAUUCGGUGGGAGAGUCGCCAAGAGAUGCUGUGAUGACACUCGGCUCAAACAGCGUAUCCCCCAGUUGAGCAACACAGUCUUUGUACAUCCAUAGGCUGUAUCAAGUGUCAAUCAUAGAAAACAUGAACCCCUUAAUAACUUUUAUAAACGGAGCUGCACAGUAAGAAGGACUUCAGCACAAACCAGUCUUAUAGAAACUACAUGUCAAGAUCGCAAGCAGGGGUGAAAAAUAUUUAUAUUCUGUGUAAUAAAUUUCUAAAGUUUGUCCACAGCUUCGUAGGGAUUGGUGGAGGAGGCAGGAUUCAUGACCUAUACUGCAGCCUGUCACCAGAGGGUGCUGUUCUCAGAGUGGCUUUAUCCAGCGAGGAGGUAGACGCUGUCCAUUCUACAGUCUAUGAAGGUGACACAAAAAUCAAGAUACUAGCCUAUGUUGUAUCAAUGUAUGAGACACUGAUAUCAACAUAAAUUCUCACACUGUUGCGUUCACCAAACCUGAGAAAGAAAUAAAAGAGACAAGGGCAAAUAGCUGAUAAAGCAUUUUUAUGCUCACAUUAAAACAGCAUCACAUAACGACGCCAGUUUGUUCUUGUGCCAAAAACAGAAACGGCAGUAGUGACAGCUGUUGUAAGCCUGCAUUGAGAAACCUGAGCCUGUUACCUCUGCAAGGCCCAAUCCCUGAAUUCCCACAGACCUCUAAGCACUUUAGCAGACCACCACACAGUCUGAGGCUGAAAAACGAUGUCAACAGACGCACAACAACACUAAUAUGUGGACUAUCGUCUUAUCAUGGUUGCAUUUUGUUCAAAAGAAGUCGCACUGCUGACGUUGCCUUUAUUGUUGAGCUUGGUUUUUAAGACCUCAGCUCAAUAUGAGAACUACACUUUCAGAAACUUCCCCGAAGAGGAGCUCAUGCCCCUCACCACAGUCUACGGAUUAGCUUUGGAUCAUUUCGCCGCAGAGGAGUGGACGGAAUCCAUCAAAUAUUUGGAGUUAAGCCUGCGUCUGCACAGGCUCCUUAAGGACAGUGUGAGAUACUGUGUGCUGCUCUGCAGUGACAGCAAACACGGUGAACCGAGUUUUACAGGAAACAAGGAUCUGAACGUCGUCUGGCACUUUUUGAUGAAGGCGACCUGUCAGAAAAAGUGCAGGGCGAAAUUCCCCGCGCUGCAGCUCCCCCCUCCACGCACAGAGAUCCUUCAGGAUUUCAACAGGAGAUCUCCCUAUAAAUACCUGCACUUUGCACAGUCCAAGGUAUGAUAAAAACUUCAUUGUUCUUAAUACCUGUAAGUUGUCCAACUGUAAGAACGAAUGUAGACUCAAUGUAUUUUUCCACAAGCUGGAUGACCUGCAGAGGGCUAUCCCAUGUGCCUACACCUACCUACAGAGGAACCCUGAAGACCAAGAGAUGCAACGAUUGAUGGAGGUUUACAAGAACCAGUAUGACCUGAGUGGCUAUCUGACAGACCAUGAAGAGCAACCACACGAGGUGAGAACAUCUAACAUAAACUCUGCCCCUCAUAAACUACUUUCUGAAGAGAACAAAGGAUACUUUUACAAGGUAAAUCUAUAUUAAACUUUAUGGAGAUUGUCGUGCCUGAAUGAACGAUCUAAAAACCCUUAAUUCAGGACUCUUUCAGCUGCUUGUCUUACUACUAACAGUCCCUCUUUAAAACAUUUAUUCCAGGCCUUUUUCCUGAAAGGAGUUAAACUUGUGAACUCAGGCGACUACAGCAGCAGUGUUGGUCAUUUGGAGGAAGCUCUCAGGCUCUACCUCAGAGAGUAUGACCUCUGUCAGGCUGAAUGUGAAGGGAUCGGUCAACUUUCACCAGACAUCGAUCUCUUCACAGUCAUGGCAGGUAAGAAAAAAAAAAAAAAAAAAAAAAACAGUAUUCACACAAAGUAUCAUAAUCAUAAAUAACAAUUUUUCGCUUUUAAUUAAUUAAUUCAUGGUGAAAAGAGAUAAAGUACAGAUUAUCCUUACAUUGCUGCAUGACUCAACCAUAACUUAAGUAAAAAUAUUACUUUUAGCCGCAUGACUUAUGUUGACACUUACAAACUACCAAAUGCAUAUAACAUAGUUUGAAUACAUGGACAUUUUAGAACAUAUAAUAUUAUUUUACUUAAUUAAUAUAUAAUUUGCUAGUACUUUUAUGCUUUCCAUUCUGGUUGGAUGAGAGGCAUAGUAGUGAUAUACAACCCAACACCACCUGGGUUUUUCCCUAUGUGUUUCACUCCGCCUUAGCUAGUUGGUUUGAAUACAGUUCAUUUACGUUACAGCACAGUGUUGUCUUGAUUAAAAAAAAACCUUAAACUUUCAUUUCACUGCACGUGUAAUUAUUAAAAACACAAAAGUUUAAAGUAUUUAUAAGAUAUAAAGUUGUUGGUCUGUGGUAACCAAGGGUAAGCCUGCAGCCUCAGUGUAAUUCAGUACAUCACUCAACAACCUCUUAGGUGAUAGAGCUCAAUUAAAGAUUUUGUCCCAAAAAAGUAUUUCUAUGUCAGGAUCUGAAUACCUUUUCCUCCACUGCAUCUGGUCUCUCUUAAGUUAUAUUUUUGAGCACAGCCUCUGUUCAUGGGACACUUAGACCACCAGACCGAUUUUCUCUCUGUCUGAACUCUUCUCUGCUCUCCACAGACCUCUUUACUGGCAUAUUACAGUGUCAGCUUAAGUGUGAAGAAAACCUGAUGCCCAAUGUUGGCGGUUUCUUUGUGGAUAAAUUCCUGGCCACAGUUUACCACUACCUCCAGUAUGCCUACUAUAAACGUAAGUUUAACAUGAUCUCUUCUGUAACAGAGCUUUCCAUCUUUACUUGACUUUCCUCAUCCUCUCACCAGUGAACGAUGGUCGCAAUGCAGUGCCCUGUGCGUACAGCUAUGCCCUGUUUGAGCCUGAGGACCGGGUGAUGAAGCAGAACCUGCAGUAUUAUGAAGCAUACAGCGAACAGUGGGGUCUUCAGCCUGAGCACUUCUCUCCCAGAAUGGUGAGAAAAAAAACAGUCUUAGUUUUUAGGGUACAAAGAAGCAAAGUGAAAUGCUGCUAAAACCAGAAAGCAGCAAAGUGUGACAUAUCCACUUACAGCUAAAGACCUACUGUCAUUCAUCAGUAAAUCCACAAACAAACCCUGAAAGUAAUCACUUAAUCACUGUACUUGAGGAAGUCAGUAUAAGAAGAUAGAAAACGGGUUAAUUCUUGAUACCUGAGCCGUGUCCUGUAUGAUCUGUUUCUGUUUGAACAGGAGGCUCUCAAACUCUACAACCAGACUGUGGCUCUAAAGCAGGUGCUAACAUCUGCACAGAAGUACUUUCUAAUGGAUGAUGAGGUGAGAUUUACAAAUACAUUAUUCCACUUAUUAGCCUGCUACCAUCUACGGUCAUAAACAGAUUGACAGAAAACAUUGAUAUAGAGGUGAUUUUACCUCUUAGGAUGUUUAGUAUAUUUAGUCUGUAUUUAUUGCAUAUACUUAGUACUUUUAGUAAUUUUAGUCUGCACUGUACUUACCUGUUCUUAUAUUUAAUGUUAUUUGUAUUUUCCCUUUGCUGCUGUAACAAGAGAAUUUCCCAGUUUGGGAUCAAUAAAGUACAUCUAUCUAUCUAUCUAUCUAUCUAUCUACCUACCUACCUACCUAUCUAUCUACUUGCUUGCUUGCACACUCAAUUCAUGUCUCUCUUUUGCUGUCCUGUCUUGACCAAUCAGAAUCCAGUUCUUACCACAGCUUGAUAUAACAGGAACUUAAUACCAUCUCUUUGUAAAAUAGUUCUUAAACACUAUGGAGUAGUUGUCUUUAAUGAGGUUUCAUUUUUCAGGAUUUUCUUGGACCAGAGGAAGCUGCUCUUCUGGCCUCCGAGUCUCCUGAUAUGGAGUUUGAAGGGAUGGGGGACUACGAGGAGUCCAUCUUUGCUGACUGGAGGCAGCCAAAGGGCAAAGGAGACAUCGGGGAGACGGAUAUCUGAGCAGAGCUGAAAGAUACGUCUACCAAAUAACACU
Molecule: messenger RNA, 9120 nt
Organism: Xyrichtys novacula (pearly razorfish)
Lineage: Eukaryota; Metazoa; Chordata; Actinopteri; Labriformes; Labridae
Source: the annotation of a GenBank genome assembly